GGGAGCGAGAGGAGUGAUUGACGUGGCGGCCAUUUUGCCGCUGGCCGCUCGGUUCCCAUUGUGUGUGAUAGUAAAUACUGACAGUGCCAGGCAAAGCUCUGCACAUAUUUCACUGCGACAAAUUAAACACAUUUGGUGAAGCAGAUUGAGGUAACAUGGCCCGUACCAAGCAAACUGCCCGCAAAUCCACAGGAGGAAAGGCUCCUCGUAAGCAGCUGGCCACUAAAGCGGCCCGUAAAAGUGCUCCCUCUACUGGAGGCGUGAAGAAACCUCACCGCUACAGGCCCGGUACAGUGGCUCUGCGUGAGAUCCGUCGGUACCAGAAGUCUACUGAGUUGCUGAUCCGUAAGCUACCCUUCCAGCGUCUGGUGAGGGAGAUCGCUCAGGACUUCAAAACGGAUCUGCGCUUCCAGAGUGCUGCCAUCGGGGCCCUGCAGGAGGCCAGUGAGGCGUACCUGGUGGGUCUUUUUGAGGACACCAACCUGUGUGCCAUCCAUGCCAAGCGUGUCACCAUCAUGCCCAAAGACAUCCAGCUGGCACGCCGUAUCCGUGGAGAGCGCGCCUAAUCACUCAUUGUUCUGCUCCUAACAUCCUUUCUGUCACUCUCUCUCUAUUUCUCUCUGUCUCUUUGUCUCUGUCUAUCUCCACUUGUCUCUCCCCUUCUUUCUUGGUAGAGUUUAGAAUAUCUGCGACGGGGAGGCCAAUGUGUUUCAGUCUAUUAGUGCUGUCUCACUGACGCGUAGGGUACCUGUAUGUGCAUGUAACAGAUGCUUCUGAUCUCACACACACACACACACACAUACACACACAAACCUAUAUAAGAGUCGGAGCGUAAACGAGGUCCACCCUUGCCCAGCUUGGGGUUUGAACACACACAGCUUGAGGGAAGGUGGAAUCUGGGGUUAGUCUGCUUAAGGGGAGCAGCAACUUCCACAGCAGGGUGCUACUAAAACUGCCCCAGACCACCUUCACUUAUCUGCCCUUAUCCACCCCUCAGUCACCUUGAAAUCAUCUACUUACCUUUACAUGCCCUCUCAGACCCCUAUACUUGACUUACCUAAUACUUACACACCUGAGAAAAUCUCUGCUUACUUGGAUCCACCUCAGAAACCCCCCUACAAUUUUGAAACCCACCCUGCUGCCCUUUUAUUGCACCCGUGUGUGCACCCACAUGUCCGUCUCCCCCAGCCCAAAGGUGUUUGUUUGUGUGUGUGCGUAGGAUCAGCAAAGCAGAAAUUGUAUUCAACUGCAAACCAGCAUCUAUUGGUUCUAAAGUUGUUACUUAUAAUAUUGAUGAUUACUAUUAUUGUUAAUGGUGUUUUUCUUUUUUUUUUUUUCUUUUCUUUUUUCUAUGAUGCGUCGUCAUAAAUUGUUUUACCACUGUUAUGGGACAAAAAAAAAAGCAAAAUGACAAAAAAUUUGAAUGAUUAAUACUUUGUGGGGUUUUAUUUUUUCCCAUAUUAUUUUUAUUUGUAUUAUUAUUUUCCAUGUUUAUUGCCGAUCCUGCUCCUCCUGUUCUAACUUUCAGGCAGCCACAGGGGGGCGCUCUAAACCAGCCUCUCAUUCACUCUCACUGUUCUUCACACGUUCUUCUCUCAGUUUCGCUUCUCCCUUUUACCUCUUUCUCUGUCCCUCCUUUUUUUCCCCCUCUCUCUUUCUCCUCAGAUCGGCAUUCGUCAAGAAUUGUAGCAAAAAAAAAAAAUCACAUUUAGUUUUCGGAGUGUUUUGCUCUCUUCGUGUAGAUUCUCUCGCUCUCUCGUGAUACACAUUAUACCUUCAUGUUCCUGUUUAUUUUUCUUAUUCAGAAAUUUAAAUGAGCUGAUCUUUGUAUUUUCCAAAUUUCUCAUACUAUGGUGGUAAUAAAUAGAUGUUACACAA
This is a messenger RNA of Tachysurus fulvidraco (yellow catfish), 1878 nucleotides long. RefSeq names its product H3 histone, family 3C (gene h3f3c). The coding region runs from base 156 to 566 and encodes 136 amino acids. Gene Ontology annotation, molecular function: protein heterodimerization activity; DNA binding; structural constituent of chromatin. Gene Ontology annotation, cellular component: nucleosome. The transcript has 4 exons. NCBI's taxonomy places the organism in Eukaryota, Metazoa, Chordata, Actinopteri, Siluriformes, Bagridae. The record is from RefSeq and is a predicted model, not a curated record.